This is a messenger RNA of Phycodurus eques (leafy seadragon), 4810 nucleotides long. RefSeq names its product mitogen-activated protein kinase-binding protein 1-like. The transcript is spliced from 31 exons. The record is from RefSeq and is a predicted model, not a curated record. The coding region runs from base 144 to 4529 and encodes 1461 amino acids. Gene Ontology annotation, molecular function: protein binding. Lineage: Eukaryota; Metazoa; Chordata; Actinopteri; Syngnathiformes; Syngnathidae.
UUAAGCCUCCACACGUCCCGCCAGCAGGAAGGCUGUCCCACUUUGCGUGAGGCUCCUUCCUCACAGCCUGGAAAGGAAUUGUUGAAUUGGUCCUUUCGCAGUGACUUGACUGCAAACCCCCACCCGAGGGUCCCGGCGACACCAUGCCUGGCGACGGACUGACCAUCAAGAGUCGCAUCCGAAAGCUGCUGAGCUCGCCGUCGGCCAAACCCGGGAAGGAGCGCAGGGACAACCUGGCCAGCAAGGUGACAUUAGAAAAGGUUCUGGGUAUCACCGCUUUGGGCAACAGCUGCCUAGCCUGCGACCCCAAAACUGGACUGGUGGCCUAUCCUGCAGGGUGCGUUGUGGUAUUGCUGAACCCCAGAAAGAACAGACAGCAGCACCUCAUCAACACGUCAAGAAAGACCAUCACGGCUCUGUCCUUCUCCCAGGAUGGCAAAUACUUGGUCACAGGCGAGAGCGGCCACCUUCCCGCCGUGCGACUGUGGGACGUGUCGGAGUGCCGGCUGGUGUCCGAGCUCCAAAAGCACGAGUACGGCGUCUCCUGCGUGGCCUUUUCGCCCGACGGCAAGUACAUCGUCAGCGUGGGCAACCAGCACGACAUGAUGGUCAACGUCUGGGCCUGGAAAAAGGAUGUGGUCAUAGCCGCCAACAAGGUGUCCAGCAAGGUAACGGGAGUGUCUUUCUCUGAGGACAGCUCCUACUUUGUUACGGUGGGCAACAGACAUGUCAAGUUCUGGUAUCUGGACCACUGCAAGGCCAGUAAGGCCAGCGCCCCGGUGCCUCUGCUGGGCCGUUCGGGUCUACCGGGCGAGCUGAGGAACAACUUCUUCUGCGACGUGGCCUGUGGGCGAGGCCAAAAGGCCGACUCCACCUUCUGCGUCACGUUCUCCGGCCUGCUCUGCGAGUUCAAUGGCAACAGGAUGCUGGACAAGUGGGUGGACCUGCAGACCAGCAUGGCCCAGUCUCUGUCUCUGUCCUCGGAGCGCAUCUUCUGCAGUUGUGCCGACGGAACGGUGCGAGUCUUCAGCCCGCUCGACCUGCGUUUCGUCUGCACGCUGCCUCGGCCGCACCCGCUCGGAGCAGACGUCGCGUCCGUCACCCAAGCCAGUCAUUUACUUUGCAGCAGGACGGACGCCCGCUACCCGGACGCCACGGCCGUGACCUAUGACCCCGUCAGCCGCUGGCUGAGCUGCGUGUACGCCGACCACAGCGUGUUCGUGUGGGACGUCGCCGACCUCACCCGGGUGGCCAAGGUCCACUCGGCCCUCUUCCACGCAGCCUGUGUCUGGGACCUCGAAAUGGUUCCGGAUUUUCCUGAGGAGAUGGCGGCGAGUCUGUCGCCCGGCGCCUUCCUCAGCUGCUCGUCCGACAGCACCAUCAGACUUUGGCACCCGGACGAACGCACCGCUGUUCAUUCUCGGAACAUCCUCAGCACCGACCUCCUCAAGAUCAUCUACACGGGCGCGAGCACGGCCGCCUUGCAGGAAACAGAGAAUCUGACCAAAGCGGAUAAACCUGCGGACGGACAGCCGGCGGAAAGCAGGACCGGCAUCCGCACCAUCUGCGUCAGCCCGGACGGGAAACACUUAGCGUCUGGAGACCGAAACGGAAUCCUCAGAGUUCACAACCUCAGCAGCAUGGAAGAGAUUCUGAAAGUGGAAGCUCACGACGCGGAAAUCCUCUGCCUGGAGUACAGCAAGCCACAAACAGGUCUGCAGCUUCUGGCCACGGCGAGCAGAGAUCGUCUGAUUCACGUGCUGGACGCCGCGUCCGACUACGGCCUGGUGCAAACGCUGGACGAGCACUCGUCGUCCAUCACGGCCGUACGCUUCGCCGCCAAUGACGGCAAAGUGAGGUUGAUCAGUUGUGGGGCGGAUAAAAGCAUCUAUUUCCGCACCGCGCACACGAGCAACAGAGGAACAGAGUUCCGGCGUUCUCACCACACGGUGAGGAAGACCACGCUUUACGACAUGGGCGUGGACCCCAGCUGCAAGCACGUGGCGGUGGGCUGCCAGGACCGCUGCAUCAGGAUUUUCAACGUCAGCAAUGGCAAACAAAAGAAACUGUACAAGGGAUCGCUCAGCGACGACGGCAGCCUGCUCAGGGUUCAGAUCGAUCCGUCUGGUCAGUACGUGGCUGCCAGCUGCUCCAACAAAAACAUCAGCAUCUUUGAUUUCUACACCGGAGAGUGUGUUGCCACCAUGUUUGGACAUUCUGAGAUCGUGACCGGUCUGCGGUUCACCAACGACUGCAAGCAUUUGAUCAGCGUGUCAGGCGACAGUUGCAUCUUUGUGUGGCGUCUGGCUCCAGAGCUGACCAUCAGCAUGCGACAGAAGCUCUUUCAUCUCCGACAGCCUCUCAAGAGCGCCGCCUUCAGCGCUCCCGCCCCGAGGGGCCUCUCCUCAGACAGCGAGCGCGACGACGACGACGACGUGACCCGCCGAAACUCCGGCGACCGCGAAGACGACUCCAGCAACAGCGCGUCCGCUGACAGCAGUCACGGCGAAGACACGGGCGGCUCAGAAGAAGCGCCUGAAUGGGAACCAGCAAAACUCGCCGCGCCCACGCCCGUCGUCAGUCGUCGUCCUCGUCGUCGCUGGUCUCGUCGUAAAGGCUCUCUGGACCUGAAGGUGGUGUCCAUGUCGGACCUGAGGCAGCUGGAGCCCUUCGCGCCCAACAAACCUGGCGACGCUCGCAGCGGCACGCCCGCCCGAGCCGAGCCCGCGCCGAGCCCGGAACGUCCCGACAAGAACCGCUUCCGUCAGCCCGUCAUCCGCUGCGAUUGGCUGUCGUCUGAAGCCGUGGAGGGUUCUGAUAGGGUGAGGCUGGGGGCGGCGGACAACGAAGAUGACGCCGAUCUACAAGACGGGUACACCAAGAAGCGUCAGGUCAUCGGCCAGAGCCAGGACAGCUGCAGCCCGGACAGCGCCUGCUCGCUAGGCUACGACAGCCGAGGAACCAGUCCCGAUGGCGUCCUGGACGACUCCGCAGACAACGCGUCGCUUAGCCUGGACAGCUCGGAGGACGAAGGCGAAGAAGCGGUAACGAAAGCGGAGGCGAUCCGUCUGGACGAGGCUCUGACCGGACGAGAAGAUUUCCUCAAGCGGAACUUUGAGACGCUGGCGGACGCCUGCAGCAAAACCGAGCCGAGCAGGGUCCCGAGGCUCAGCAUGUCCUCGCGCUUCCUGGCCAGAGGACAUCACAACAGGGGAGUGCCACCGUUUUCCAAAGCGCAGGCAAAGGAAGCAGGAGGCGGCCGAACCACGGAAGUCAAAACCCCCGUGUCCCCUAGCGCCACCCAGGGGCCAAAGCUCGUCACAGGCUCUGCAAUUAUCCCCAGAUCCCAAAAGAAGACCACGUCAGGGUCCCACCUUUGGAGGUUCUCCACGCCGCCCUCCAGACCGCCGCCACCCUACAAAACCGCCAGUCUGCACAAGUCCCAGUCCGCCCAGAACCUCACCUUAGCCUCUCCACGUUCUCCGCUGCCCUCUAGUGAUCGUAGGGAGUGGUGCAAGAGGCCCCAGUAUCUCCUCCUGGACCGAGACCCUAUCAAGCCCUCGUCCUCGCAAGUGUCCUCGCCCUCGCCGGGCUCGCCUCAGUCUCCUCGCUCCUACAUGAACCCCACGGCCAGCUCCAUGGCCAAAAGCAGCCGUUCGUCCUCAGUGGGCGAUGGCAUCCACCCCGGCCUCGACCUGUCGCCCUUCCGCAAGGCCCGGAGGUCCUGGGGGGAUCUGGACGUAGCGGAGACGUCUUGGCACACCCUCGUCGCCGUCCCGCCGACGCCCUCUCGCAUCCCUCAGCCCAAGCAGCCUCUCAGCCCUCGACGCAGCGUCUGCUCGGAGGUGAAAGGCAACGCCUUUUGUCCAGGAAGUCCAAUUAAAGCUUCUUCUCCCACCGUGGGUCCGGCGUGUGAUGUCUCACCCUACACAGGUUCAGCAGAGAAGAACAAAGUGAGCACAUAUGAAAGUCACCAAGCUGUAGGGCCACCGCCCGAAGAGCUCCCCCUGGUGGCGGAACAUCCCCUCACCCAUCCAGGUGUUCCUCCUCCUACCAACCUGUCGUUUACUUGCACUCCUUUUCCUUUUCUUCUACCACCUACUCCUCCUCUUCCUUUUCGUCGUCACUCCGCCUCGCGCUGGCCGCCGCUGGCUUGCGUGUCGCCGUCCGUGUCACCCGUGGCCUCCUGGCAGUGCCGCGUCGUUGAUACCGUCACUUUGGACGCGUGCAGGCAGGCUGCGAGUGAGCUCCGUUGCAGUCUGAGGCGAACCGCCACGCUGUACACAGAGCUGCUCCGCUGCCCUCCGGAGUGCGGCGAAGAAAGUCGUCAGGAGAUGGUGAAGGUGUUGUCCGAGGCGUUGGCGUCGGCCAAGGCGGAGCUUGACCCGCUGCCUGGCCCCUCGCUGUCCAAUGGCGCCCUCUGGGGCUCGGAGGCCAAAGGUGAGGGCGACAAAGCCCUGGCGCUGUUGGAGCAGUACGCAGAGCUUCUGGUAAAGUCCGUGGAGAGGAAGCUGGACGGCAAGAUGUGAAGCAAGAAGCCACUCGCUUAGUUUUCUUUUCAUAGCGCCAAUGGUUUUGCACGCAGACGUCAAGCAGUUGGCCUUAUUUUCUUCAAGAAAGUUGUCGCCUUGUCUGUUUUCUGCACGUUGAAAUUGUCUUUUGUAUAGGAGUACAUGUAUAGUAUCUAAGCUAACUAAAAUAAGAAGCGUAAUCCGAUAUUUGACCAUUAAAAAUGAAAAAAACUUGUAUGAAUGAACGAUUGUGUCUAUGUGCAUUGUACAUAUCAUGAACUCCAUGAAAUAAACAAACA